Molecule: messenger RNA, 1842 nt
Organism: Acanthopagrus latus (yellowfin seabream)
Lineage: Eukaryota; Metazoa; Chordata; Actinopteri; Spariformes; Sparidae
Product: mast cell tryptase-like
Exons: 6
Coding region: 112-1032 (306 amino acids)
Biological process (GO): proteolysis
Molecular function (GO): serine-type endopeptidase activity
Source: RefSeq, a predicted model, not a curated record
CAGACAGGUACAGCAGACAGGUACAGCAGACAGGUACAGCAGACAGACAGCUUCCUGUUCAAGCUGCUCAGCCUCUACAUUUACGAGCAGCCACAGUCCAGAGAUCACAUCAUGGAGCUCCAGCUGUUUGUCUGUGUGCUCGUGUCCUUCACGCUUUCAGGAACCAACGCACAGCUAGAUGUUUGUGGCAUCGCACCGCUCAACACGCGGAUCGUGGGCGGUCAGGAUGCUCCUGCCGGCGCCUGGCCCUGGCAGGUCAGUCUGCACAGGAGCGGCAGCCACUUCUGUGGAGGCUCCCUGAUCAACAACCAGUGGGUCCUGACUGCUGCUCACUGCUUCCCCAGCACCCUCACGUUCGACCUCACCGUUUACCUCGGACGUGAGAACCAACAGUUCCUGAACUUGAACGAGCAGUCCCGGACAGUGAUCAGGAUCAUCAACCAUCCGAACUACAAUGUCAGACCGAACGACAACGACAUAUGUCUGCUGCAGCUGUCCUCACCUGUUGAGUUCACCAACUACAUCAGGCCGGUGUGUCUGGCGUCGGCAGGCAGCGUCUUCAACGCCGGGACGACCUCCUGGGUCACCGGAUGGGGAGCCAUCCGAACUGACGUUCCGCUUCCCUUCCCUCAGACGCUGCAGGAGGUGAGCGUUCCCGUCGUGUCCAACACUCAGUGUGACGCUGCGUACGGAUCGAUCACCAGCAACAUGAUCUGUGCCGGCCUGGACCAGGGAGGAAGGGACUCCUGCCAGGGCGACUCCGGCGGCCCGAUGGUGAGUAAAAGCAACACGACGUGGGUUCUGGCUGGCGUGGUGAGUUUUGGACGGGGCUGUGCUGAGGCCGGGUUCCCGGGAGUCUACGCCCGCGUGUCCCAGUACCAGGACUGGAUCAACAGCCAGAUCACCACCAACCGGCCCGGCUUCGUCCAGUUCCAGGGAGACGGGUCGACCUCCGGAACCACCAGCCUGGUGUCCCUGUCUCUGCUGCUGUCCAUCACACCGGUCCUCUUCUCCAUCUUUGUCCUCUCAUAGGAAAUGCACUGAUACCACGUCAAUAUAUUAAAAUAUAAAUAUGAUUAUAUAUUGAUUAAGUUCUAGUUAAAACAAGCAACACACAGGCUCCAGAACAGAUUCUGUCUGUUAGUUGUAAUUUUUUUUAAUGUAAACUCUGUGAGAGAGUUACUGGAAGAUGUCUUUAUAUUACUGAUCGGGAUGGCAGCUUAUCAAUAUUUUGAUUAUUAGUUGAUUAAUAUAUUUAUUUUCCUAAUCAAUUAUCAUAAAAGUUCUUUUUUAAAUUCUAUUUAAACAACAUUCUAAGAGAAGAUUCUUAUUUUUAAUUAAAACAAAUAUGUUACUGAUCAUUUUUUACUUCCUGAUAAUCAAUUUAUUUGCAGAAAACUCAACUUAAGUGUCUUUAAAAGUUGUUGGUGGCAACAAUCAGUGUUUAUUAGUUAAUGAACACGCUGUUGAAUUACAAAUAAUUCAUCAGUAUUUACAGUUAAUUUGUCCUGAAACUGAUCAAACACACAGAAAAUAACGAGCCUUUGUUAAAACUUUCUGACGUUUUGAAUGUCGGAGCUCGAACAUGAAACGUUUGCUGGAUUGAAGAGGUUUAUGAAGUUGAUCCUGUGACGUGUUACUGCUUAUAUCUGACAUUAAUACAUCACUGUAGCUACUGAUGCACUGAACACAUCACAGAUAUUAUUUAUUAUCUGUCUUUAGUUGGUGUCUGUGAGUAAAUUCUUCUGGGAUACAUGUUAACAGCACCAAGUACAAACUGUAUAUCUGCACAUCUGUCCCUCACACUGCAUUAUGUUCAAUAAAUGGUUUUUCUUAACAUUU